ACGAAGCGCGAGCGGCGGAGUCGCGGAGUCCCGGAUGGCAGGUGGUGCUGGUGUCGCGAUGGGGAACGAGCGCAGAUACGGCGAGUGCGCGGCCUCGCAGGGGGACCAGAGGUCCGCGGUGUUCGUGAAAACCUUGCAAAGUCACCAGGCUGUUCUGAGCAAAUCCAUGUCGUCCUGCCUGGUUGAUGUCAUAUGCAGCCACCUGUCCAGCAAGCGGACGGUGAGCGAAUUCGAGGGCCAGGUGGUGAGGUCGCAGCCCACGGACCUCCAGAAGGCCUCGCAGCUCCUGCAGAUGGUGCUGCGGAAGGGCUCCGAAGUGUGCCAGCAGUUCUACCAAGCGCUGGAGCGCUUCGACCCCCGGCUCUUUGAGAAGGUCACAGGUUCCCCAGCGACGUGUGCAGCUGCGGAGACGCCGUGCCCAGUGCAACACACACUUCGAACAUACGCUCAAGGAGCAGUUCCGACGUACAUCGUCAACAUUCACAACUCCACCCUGACCAACUGCAUCAUCGGGAACAACAACGGACAGAGCGUGAGCAGGGAUCAGCAGUGUCCGCCCCCUCAAGGCGCCGAGCCGCCAGGUUCUGCGGAAGAGGACGCGAGGGGCACCUGCACGUGCGGCCACACGGGGGCAGAGCAGGUCGUCACGGCGCCCCCCAGCCUGCUCGUGCACAGUUCCAACCUGGAGUACGUUAUCAUUGGGGACAGCAACAGCCUUGCGGUGGAGGAACGGCAGGGCCCUGAUGAGCUGGAGCAGUAACCAGGAUGGUCUCGCAUGAUGGCGACUCCUGCCUUUGUGACACAGGGUGGCAUCUCGGGGUCCAGACAGCGCGUGGUGCCGGCCUCAGCUCUCGCGGCGCGCAGUUAUUGACCGAACGUUGGGUCCCUGGAGGUGCGUUCUGCGAUAUGUCUCCAGGGAAGUCCUCCUCUGCACCUGGUGGACUUGGCCACGGAACUGGGACAAGCAAGCGGGGGAGCAGAUCAAUGUAUCGAGCCAGGAAAUGGCACUAUUUUCUCAGAUUUUUCGGAAUGUGUUUUCAUAAAUAUAAUGUGAAAUGUUUAAAAGGUGGUUGAAAUAUAAAAAGUAAUUUAUGUGUCAAAGGCCUGUGAGUUCAGUCGAUUAUCUGGGCUUUACGUGCAACACUGGAUUAUUACCAAUGAGUAAAUGUGUUAAUAUGUUGUAUGUUGAAAGGAGUGGGACAGCAGGGGCCCUUAGGACAAAACCACCGACAUCGACACUGAGCAGAUCAGCGGAGUGGUGUGUAUUGAUUAGAAAAGCGACAGGAGUGUGUAGUGAAAGCAGCCAUUGACUGAUGGUCCUUUACAGCUUUCAGUGGGCUCUCAUUUCUCCAAAUUCCCAGUCCCGUUUCUCCAUUCCUAGAACAGCGCAUCCCAUCAUACUGCCUUUGCGGCCCUUCCUCUACCCUGCUCAUUAUGCAUUUCCUAAUUUUCUCCUUCAUCCUCGUGCUUUUUCCAUCAAUGAGCUAUGUCUUCACUGGCAGUUUGCUUCCUCUAACUUGUACUGAUGUCACACUGCUGUGAUUUCAGAGCGUGCGUCCCGGAUAUUGCAUUCCUCCUAUUUUUAGAAAUGUGUGCAUCGGUUAAAGACGCAGCAUCUUCAUCGUGCUGUACGAUACAGUAUUCCCCUCAUUACCGUUUUCUCUCUCCACGCUUA
Molecule: messenger RNA, 1675 nt
Organism: Scleropages formosus (Asian bonytongue)
Lineage: Eukaryota; Metazoa; Chordata; Actinopteri; Osteoglossiformes; Osteoglossidae
Exons: 5
Coding region: 35-760 (241 amino acids)
Biological process (GO): regulation of apoptotic process
Source: RefSeq, a predicted model, not a curated record